AUGAGUAAACACAAGCAUAGAAGAACAUAAUCUAAUUCAGAAGUUGAUUUAAGAAAUGCAUUAUGUCAAUAAGAUGAUAAGAAACAUUUCAUUGAAAUAUUUAAUCAUGCAUCUCACAUUUAACCUUAAAUCCCAGAAAAGGAAGUUAUAAUAGAAAAAUUAGAUGAUGAUUAUGCAAUGCAACAUCUCAAAGAGAAUUGUGGUUUAACAUUUGGUAAUGCCAAAAAAAAAUCAAAUUUCGGAUCCUAUUAAACCAACAAUCUAUUUUAGAUUCCAGAAUAGAAUGACUUAUUAUCAAGUGUUGAAUAAACCUAAGAAUCAGGCAAGAAAUUGGCUUAGGGAAUGAAAUUGAAUGUGAAUUCACAAAAAAGAUAAACUUACAGUGUUGAACAAAAAAACAAUAAUGAUUAAAAGGAGAAUUAAAAAAAUGAGAACAAUCGAUAAAAUUCAACAUUAAUAAAUUAGAUUUAAGCUUAAUUACGAGAUGUUACUCAUCUAAUGAACAGUGAUAAAUUAGAUUAAUUCAAUAAAAUGAGUUUUACCAAAGAACUCUAAAAGAAAACAACAGUUCAUCCUGUUUAACUUCCAUAUAGUCAUUAAAAUACAAUAUAACCCUCAUUAAAUCCUAAUCAACAUUAAUAAUAAUCCUAUUCUUAACAUCAAUAAUCGUAAAAUCAACUCAAUAAUAAUAUUCUUUAGUUGUAAAAUUCUAAUAUUUAACACUAAAGUCUAGUCCAUUAGAAUUCUUAAAAAAAUGUUGUUACAAAACAACAUACAAUAACUCCUGAUAGAAAACGAACGCCUUCAAUGGCUAUUAAUAAACCUUCAGGAGUAGAGGCCCCAUUUCAAAAAUCAGAUAAAUCAAUUACUAAUAAUACUAUUAAUGAGAGCGAAAAAAUUAAAAGUAAUCUUUCAGUCUCGAUUUUUAAUAAUCUCUUUUAAUAAAAUAAGAAAAUUUCAAUUAGCAAUAUUACUAAUAAAUCAGAUCAAUAAAAUGAUUCUUUUAGAAAAUUAGAAACAUAGAUGAAAAAAAUAGAAAGAGAAUUAAUGUCUUUAAAAUAGAGACAAGAUUGUCAAGAUGAAAUAAAUAAAACCAUAUAAUAAUAAUUAUUGUAAGUUAUCCAUGAUAACAGAAAACAAAGAGAUUAAAGUCAUUUGUCCUUAAAAAAGUUGGAACAGCUUGAAAUGAUUACUAGAAGAAAUGAGGAAUCUAUUCUGUAUUUAAAAUAAACAUUGGGAAGCCAUAAGAGAAUGGACUCAACCACACAUCAAACGGAUUCUACCGAAUUGAGUGAUCAACAUAGAAGAUUUACUGAUUUGAAGAGUCUGAACAGGUACAUCUGA
This is a messenger RNA of Paramecium tetraurelia, 1344 nucleotides long. RefSeq lists its product as uncharacterized. NCBI's taxonomy places the organism in Eukaryota, Ciliophora, Oligohymenophorea, Peniculida, Parameciidae. The transcript has 5 exons. The record is from RefSeq and is a predicted model, not a curated record.